AUGGAGCGGCGGCGCGCGCCCGCCGCCAACCGGCGCUACGGACAGCGCCGCUUCUGGGACGCGUUGUACCAGCAGGAGGGCGCCGAGCCCCGCGAGUGGCUGGGAGGGCUCUCGCGGUUCCUCCCGCAGCUGGAGGCCGAGCUGCGCCCCGGUGACCGUAUCCUCGUCCUCGGCUGUGGCAACAGUGCCCUAAGCCAUGACCUGCACGAGCUGGGCUACACCGACGUCACCAGCAUCGACUUCUCCCCUGCCUGCAUCGCAGCCAUGCGUGCCCGCUACGCCCACUGCUGCCCCGGCCUGCGCUGGGCUGUCAUGGACAUCCGUGCCCUCGCCUUCCCCGAUGCCACCUUCGACGUUGUGCUGGAGAAGGGCACCCUCGACGUGCUCAUGGUGGAGGAGACUGACCCUUGGAAUGUCUCACCACAGGCAGUUGCUGCGAUGCACCGGGUGCUAGCUGAGGUGAGCCGGGUGCUGCGCCCAGAGGGCCGCUUCCUCUCUAUCACCUUUGCCCAGCCCCACUUCCGCAAACCCCACUACGCCCAGGAGGCCUUCGGCUGGUCCCUGCACCACGUCACCUGUGGGGACGGGGACACCGGCACCUUCCACUACUACCUCUACAUCAUGCACAAAGGGCAGCCUCUGGACCUCUCUGAUGUGGCCCUGGGGCGCCGGCUGCACCAGCCUCCCCUCCCCGCUGCCCCGCCACCAACCCCUGCACCCCUGGACGAUGAUGAGGACUAUCUCUUUGCCAUCCAACUGUAA
Messenger RNA from Indicator indicator, 762 nucleotides. It is a transcript of the gene EEF1AKMT4, whose product is annotated as EEF1A lysine methyltransferase 4. Bases 1 to 762 code for a protein of 253 amino acids. The record is from RefSeq and is a predicted model, not a curated record. NCBI's taxonomy places the organism in Eukaryota, Metazoa, Chordata, Aves, Piciformes, Indicatoridae. The transcript is spliced from 3 exons.